AUGUCCAAAGAUGAGAAAGCAGACGCAGUGGAACGGGCCAAACUGAUCGAGCAGAUGGACAAGGAUCUGGAAGCCCUCUCGGGUGUACAAAAGGGCGUGCUCGAAGUAGCGAGCAGCAGCGGGAAGUCUUUCUGGGAUCCAGCAGACUUCACCAAGACAACACACUUCGCCACACAGUAUGGCGAUAUGAAGGCUGCGCUGAACUCGACCGGUCUCGCCAUGAUGGCGGCUCAAGCUUCUCACAAGAUCCUGCCAAUUGUGAACCCAGCGAGGGUUGUUUACGUGCGAAUGAACUCGUCACACGAUGUGUUUUCCAGGAAAUUUCCCGGACACUCUGACCUCGUCCAGGUCAAGGACAAACUGCAGCAGGCUGACGACAUAUUCAAGACCAUCAACGACACUGCAUGGAGAGCCAGCAAAAACGCCGAGAAGACUGAGGCCGAGGCCGUGAACGCGACGUUGAAGGUCUUCCCAGGCCCUUUGAUUUUUCCCAAACUCGAAGCGCCCAUUGAUCUCAACUGGGAGUUCAACGAAACGAACAACAGGGCGCAUUGGCUAGCCAGGGCUGAGGCCUGGAUUCGUAUCAACGCGCAGGUGUACGCGCACAUUGUCUCCGUGGCAGCCACGGUCUCGUGCGAAGCAGCGAAGAAGGGAAAUGUGUCGGCUACCGAGGAGGCCCUGCUGCUUGCGAGCCAGUCAAAGACCCGGGUAGAAAAUCUUGUCGUCGAGGCGACGAAUCCUCGUGGCGAAUUGAAAAGCAUAGUUGAGGAACUUGAAGUUGCCCAGCCUCUGCGUACAUACACGAGCGGUAUGCUUGAGUCGGACAAGAAGACCAACCUCACGGAAACAGUCAUCAAGGAGCUCGAGAAGGCAAAACAGUGUCAUGCUGAGGUAACUUCUCGUCCGUCGGCCGCCCUCCCGUCCGAUACUACGGCAGUUUCAGUCGAGGCAGAAGUUACGCCAGCGGCGACGACAACUAUCCCUCUUGAGGCCGCUGGAGGUCUUGCCAAGGCAGAUGUUACCAUGACGGCCACUCCUCACCCACCCGAGGACUCUCAUGACGACAAGAUGUCUGCUUCCGCUGCAAUGAGUGACAACGCAAAGGGAGCUGCCAGUUCUACAUCGGCCAAGGCUAUUUUAGCGGCGGCACCCACACCCGCGAUGUCCCAAAGCGCGGACAAGCCCGGUGAGCCGCCGGCUGCUGCAACUGAUGGGAAGCUUGGAACAGAGGCUGUGAACGGAAAGCCACAUGUCCCGGCUGCCAAUGCUCCUGUGGAGGAGAAGAAGGUCGUCCCCAGUGCUACGGCAAGUGCGCCGGCCAACAGCACCGUAAAGACGAACGGGAGCGAGGACGACGAUUGUCCUGCUGAGACGCCCGAUUCGAUGGCGUACCUUGGAUCUGUGGCUGUCAAGCAUACGGUGACAACCGGCGGCGUCGUCUCAAAGGCCGAUGAAGAGGAAGAGGACUGUGACCCGCCUGAUACUGGGUCGGCUACUGCUGCCAACCAGCCUGGCCGCUCCGACAUUGCUGACGAAGACGAAUGCCCAGAGGAGGACGAGACGAAAACGACUCCCGAUGCUCCUGCUACACGGCCACAGGGCGUCAGUGGCUCCAACUCAGGCGUUAACGUCAGCGUGACAAAUUUCGUUAACGUCACAGCCAACAUGAUCGUCAUCAUUUGCGAGUCGAUGGCUCCUGGAUCGCGUUGCACCCGUCAACCCAACAGUGAUUCGACGUCUCAAGACGGCAGUCAUCCCAAUGCCAGCACGGGAGGCAAGCAACCCUCGGAUUCUCAGGCCGCCAGCCCCAGCAUAGUUGAUGUCGACAAGCAAUCUGGUGUGGUAGUACUGUGCAGUUCGGUGACUGUAGAGUCUCGGUGCAUCUGCCAGCAAGGUCGUGGCGAGUCGAUACCGUCUGGUGAAGCUACCCAGACCAAUGUCGUGCUCAACUGCUCCUCUGGCCCGGACUCACCCUGCACAGUGGAGAAAACGUACGAAGGUCCCAGCUCCGACCUCGGCAAGGUCCACAAUGGUGUCGCCCCUCUGGCUCCUCUUCCCUCCUCCGACGAGCAUGGCCCCAUUGCUGGUCCCGGAACCGAUGAUCAAGAAGCUGGCAAGACGCCCGCAGGAGGAUCCAGUUCCCAGACGGCCAGCAAGAAAGUGGCAGGCGAUUCUGGUAUCCCGAAUGAUGCAGACCGUCCGGGUUCUUUGCCCGGUGUUGAAGACGAUCAUUCUGGCGAUGCCGGCCCAGCAACCGACGUUCCAGCUACCAGGCCUGCAGGUUCCACUUCCAUUGAGAAAGAUGUAGGCAAGGGGAGCAGGGUUGAGGCCGACAAGAUGCUCCAGCCAGGCACCGCGCCGGCUCUCGGGGUUGCUUCAGCACCGCUGGAUGCUGAGGAUGACUACUCUCCCCUCGGCGAGACGGCAGGUCAAGGCCCUCGAACGAGCCUUUCCCCUCCAGACUCAGCUCGGAAGACUGCAGCAAGCUCCCCUCUCCACACCGAUGGCCCUGAGCCACAAGCUCUUUCUGAGCCACCCAUUGUCGUGGUUAACGGUGCCUCGCGUGUUGGGCCAUUCCUAGCCACAGUUGUAGCCGCUAUAGUGGCUCUUUCGCUAUCCUGA
Messenger RNA from Purpureocillium lilacinum, 2622 nucleotides. RefSeq lists its product as uncharacterized. The record is from RefSeq and is a predicted model, not a curated record. NCBI's taxonomy places the organism in Eukaryota, Fungi, Ascomycota, Sordariomycetes, Hypocreales, Ophiocordycipitaceae.